Cuscuta campestris is the source of this 6908-nucleotide messenger RNA. The record is from the annotation of a GenBank genome assembly. NCBI's taxonomy places the organism in Eukaryota, Viridiplantae, Streptophyta, Magnoliopsida, Solanales, Convolvulaceae.
AGGGACAAUCAACCACAAGGCCACCGUUGUUCGAUAGAACCAACUACUCUUAUUGGAAGGAAAGAUGAGAAUUUUCAUCCAAUCCAAUGACUACAAACUGUGGUUCAUAGUCAAGACCGGGUGUGGAGUCCCGAUGAAGAAAGUUGGUGAAGUCAACGUCCCCAAAACUGAAGAAGAAUUCACCGACGAAGAUUGCAAAAAGAUAGAGCUCAACGCAAAGGUAAUAGACAUGAUUUAUUGCGGUGUUAACGCGGAUGACUACCGCAAAAUCUCGCGGUGUGAAACCGCAAAACAUAUGUGGGAAAAAUUGGAGGUCACCUACGAAGGAACCGCGCAGGUUCGGGAGGCCAAAAUCGACCAUCUCACUCACGAGUAUGAACUCUUUUCAAUGAAGGAAAAUGAGAAGAUUGAGGAAAUGUUUGAGAGAUUCUCUAAUAACAUCAUCAAUCCUCUCAAUCUUCUCGGGAAGACAUACACCGACCGAGAGCUCGUGAGAAAAGUGCUGGGAAGCCUAUCCCCCAAAUGGCGUUCAAAGGUGGACGCAAUCGAAGAAGGUCGUGACUUCCAAACAACGACCUAUGAGGCUCUUCGAGGUUCUUAUGAUGAUGAAGAAGAAAUCGUUAAGGAAAAGGAACCGGAAGGAGAGAAAACGCAGGAACAAACGGAGCUUCCUAAGGAGUGGAGAACGUUGAAAAAUCACCCGAUUGACAAUGUCAUUGGUGACAUAACGCAGGGAGUUUCUACUCCCCAGAGUGCUAAGAAGGCUAAGAAGAAGCUCCCUAGGAGUCCUACGAAGAAAAGGAGUGGAGAUGAUGUUACGGAGACACCUAGUCUGUAUACGGACAUUGCCAUGGAACUACUUGAGAAGGAGAAGGCUCCAACUGCUUCAUCCACGUCUGAGACAUCCCCUCCUCAUGUUGAAGAUGUCCCAGACAAAGGUGAUCAGGACCCUGACCAAGGUAUGAUUCUGAAGCAAUAUGAUGUUGGUGAAGGUUUUCUUCACAUCCCAGAUUCUAUUAUUAAACCUGUUGAAGAGUUGUGGGGUUUUUGCCUUGUGGGCUGCUUUACUGGAUGUUUCCCUGGCCUCAAGGCAGUGGAUGCUAUUGUCAAAAGCUGGAAUGUGCCUUGUAGAAUCAUUCCCCAUUGUAAGGGCUGGGUUAUACUGAAAUUUGAGAAUGAUAAUGAUAGAAUGGAUGUGCUGGGUAGGGAAAGGGACAAAGCUUAUGGGAAGGAGUUUAGACUCAAAAUUCCUUCUCAUGGUUUCAUGUUUGAUUUUGCUGAAUUCACCACUCUACCUGUCUGGGUUCAGCUACACAAUGUCCCACUCCAGCUAUGGUCUAAAGAAGGAAUUGGUAUGCUGGCCUCAAUUGUUGGUAAACCAUUGAGAACUGACCUAGUUACAAAGCAGCAAAGCAAGGGUGGAUUUUGUAGAGUGCUUGUUGAGGUUGACUUCUCAAAACAGCCGGUGACUCAUUUUGAGGUAGCUUGUAUGGGUAAGACAUAUACACAAACAGUGGUGUUGGAGGAAGACCCCAAAUACUGCUUUCAUUGCAAAACCUGGAAUCAUGGCCCUUUCUACUGCAAAGCCUUGGAACUGGCUAGGAAGAAGGAGCUGGUAGCUUUGGAGGCUACACACAAGGUUGAUAUGGACAAGCCAAAGGAUCUUAGUGAACCCCAUGGGAAGGCUGGAGCUAGGGAUUGUGUACCUGUUGGUGAAAAUCCACACACUGAACCUAAAGGGGGCUUGAUCCCUUCUUCUUCCAACAACAACAACAAGGAGAAGGCUAAAGAACCCAAUCCCAAAACUAGAGGCCUGGUUCUUGACAAGGUGGUUAGAAAGGGUGUUGAUUUGCAAAAGAAGAAGAGGAAUGAAGAUGGAGACAUGGUUGGGAAGAGACCUGAGAAGAAGAAAGGUGACAAGAACAGGGCAGGCACCUCCGGAAAAUCCAAGUCCAAAUCCUGGGCUCCAUCCACGACCUCCGAGGAACGCCUCUACUACGGCGAUGGAUCGUACCUCUGGUUCGAUUCCGAGGAGGAGCGCACCCGAUUUCUCACUUUUUUCUCCAAACGGGUUGUGGCUCCCACACGAAUCAUCCCAGAGCGCUACCCGGAAUUGCAGGGCUACGACGACCUCGACGCGCAGCCUCAUCAAGCCGGCCUUUGGCCGUUCGUCUCCUGUGCGCGCAAGGAGAUCAACCCGGCGUUGAUCCGGGCCUUCUACUCCAACCUCCGGCGUGAGGACGACGUGCUCUACUCGCUCGUCAAGAGCACGCCGAUCGAGCUCACCGUGGAGCAGCUUGGGCGCAUCGCCGGCCUCCCCUUCCAAGGCGAUGAUGUGUCUCACUAUGGUGGCGAGGAUUGGGUGCUCAACAACGAGGGCCUUAUCCUCAACGAGCUUGGCAUCACCGAGCUCAAACGCCAUGCCUCGGGACGCCCAACCAUCCACUCCGCCAACCCCGACGACCGCCUCGUUCUCUACAUCGUCACCCGAAUCAUCAAACCGAGGAAGCACGGCCACACCAUCAUGCACGGUGAAGACCUCAAGCUUAUCCAUGCGAUCAUGCAUUCGGCCCCAAUCAAUUGGGCAAAGUUUGUCAUGAUCAACAUGACGAUUGCCGCGUCCACCGAGCACGACCACCUCCUCCCGUACUCGUUUUUGGUGAUGGACAUCCUUGAACGGUUCAAGGUAACCACCACCUUUGGUCCGCUCACGAAGGCCACGAAGAUUUGGACAAUCAGCAACCAAACCUUCCUUAAGCGGUCGGACAACGCCACGGCUGCCACUGCCCAGCCACGCCGCACCGCCACUGCCGCUGGCCAAGCCGAACCCCAGGCCCGGGCCAACCUCGCCUCCAUCGCCGACUCCCUCAACCAGCUCCACCUCAAGGUUUACGGGAUGGGGAGCUACCUUGAACGGCUCGACGUGGCUGUUCAACGCCAAGGAUACGCGAUGAACUCGUACUUCCAAGGCAUCAACUACGUCCCCCCACCGUACCACGGCACGUUCUUUGGGCAAGUGUACGGUGACGAAGACGAAGCCGAUGACUCCUACGCCCCGUCAAGCUCCCCGGAUGAAGACGAGUUCGACGAUACCAUCGAUGGGGAUGAGAUGGACGAUGUGAUGCAUGGGUUGGGCUUUCCCCCUAGAUUUGUCUCCCUUAUCAUGGAGUGUGUUUCCUCUGCUUCUUCUUCUAUUAUGGUUAAUGGUGACAGCCAUGGCUUCUUUCCUAGUCAGCGUGGGCUUAGACAAGGGGACCCCAUGGCUCCUACCCUUUUCCUCUUUUGUAUUGAGUACUUCUCUAGGUUACUCAACAAAAGGGCUAAAAAAGGUGGCUUCAACUAUCACAAGGACUGUGCAGCACUUGGGAUUACGCACUUGGCUUUUGCUGAUGAUCUUAUGUUGUUCUCUGGAGGGGAUUUCCAUUCUAUGCAGGUUUUAAUGGAUGCUUUCGACCACUUUUCAAGGGUAUCUGGCCUAACCCUUAAUCCUACCAAGUCCAACAUCUUCCUUGCUGGUAAAUACAGGGAUGUUAGCCAAAACAUUCUGGAUCUUGCCUCCUUUCCUCGUGGUCCGCUUCCUGUUAGAUAUCUGGGUCUCCCUUUGGCCUCUCAAAGGAUCUCUGAGAGUAAUUUUUUCCCUUUGUUCAAAACUGUUGAUGGCUUUCUGUCUAAAUUGAGUACUUUGAAGUUAUCCUAUGCUGGCAGAUUGGAACUGAUUAGAACAGUGGUACAGGGAGUCCAAUCCUUUUGGCUCCAGGCCUUCCCUGUCCAGAAAUAUGUGCUUGACCGUAUCACCCCCAUGUGUAGAGACUUCCUUUGGGGCAGCAAACUUGCCAAGGUUGCCUGGGCUGAUAUUUGCAAGCCAAGGGCUGAAGGUGGACUGGGUUUGAAGGAUGCCAAUACCUGGAACAAUGCUCUGUUGUGCAAACUUCUGUGGAAAUUUGCAGCUAAGAAGGACACCCUUUGGGUCAAAUGGGUUCACAAUGUUUACAUUCAGGAUGCUAUGAUUCCCUUUUGCUUGGCAAGUAACCUCAUUCCAAGGAAGGUUUAUGAUUUGUUUAGCGCCAAAGCCAACCCGAAGCCUUCGAUAGCUUUCAUCCGGCAGAGCUAUAUUCCUCCUAAGUGUUCCUUUAUGAUGUGGCUGGCACUCAGGAGGAGGUUGCCCAUCAAAACAAACUUGGAAUUCCUCGGUUUACCUAUGGACUGCACCUUCUGUGGACAUGGGUUGGAAGAUGUGGACCACCUGUUCUUUAGCUGCCAAUUCUCUAAAGAAGUUUGGCACAAUAUCAAGACUUGGCUAGGUACGGAAGGACACCUGAGUACCCUCACCAGAACCAUAAGAUGGCUGAAGGCAUUUAGGCGAGGGGAUGGGAUUCUCAAGAAGGCAAGAAGGAUUGCUUUUGCGUGUACUGUUUUCCACCUUUGGAAGCUACGUAAUGCUGCCCACUUUGAGCGUGAGCCUCUCUCAAUUGAGCGUCAAGUUCGCUCCACACUCAUCGGCCUUGAUCUCCUGGGCUAUGUUGAUGGGACGCUCACGGCUCCCUCCUCCACGGUUGGCGGCUCCGCUAACCCCUGUUACUCCAUCUGGUUCCGUCAAGACCAAUCUAUUGUCGGGGCUCUCCUCGGUAGCUACACUGACACAAUCCAACCGCUCAUCUCCAAUGUUGAAACGGCUCGUGAGGCGUGGCUCAAUCUCCACUCCAGUUUUGCGAGUGCGAGUCGCGGUCACAUUUUAGCCCUCAAGUCUAAACUUGGAAAGAAUCUGCGUGGUACUCGGUCUAUUAAUGAGUAUCUCCACGACAUGCACUCCAUUGCUAAUGAGCUUGCACUUAAUCAAAGUCUUGUUGCUGAAGAAGAUCUGGUGGCACAUGUUCUCAAUCAACUUGGUUUGGAUUAUGAUCCCAUUGCGUCUGCUGCUUUCAUUCGUGGCUCCCAACUCCCGUUUCCUGAACUUGGAGAUAUUUUGCGUGAUUUUGAACGCAAGUUACACCUUACUGAUGAUGUCUCUUCUCCUGUGGUGGCUACUGCAAAUGCGACUCAGCGCCACCCCUCUGCUGGCCAUCGUGCACCUGGUGGUCCUUCCGCACCCUUCUCGAGGUCUUACGGCAGUCAGCGUGCUGCUCCCGGUGGGGCCUUCAAAUCGUCUUGUCGUCACGAUGGGUCAUCUUCGGCCUGCCAGUUCUGCUCCAUCCCAGGGCAUGACAUAAAGGUCUGUCGUAAAUUGGCUCGUCUCCUUCGUGAACAUGGCAUGCAGACGGUCUCUGCUUCGUCUCACAACAUGUCUUCUCCUGCCGUGCAUGCCACAUCGCUUGCUCCUGAUGGGGUGAAUAAGUGGAUGUUUGACAGUGGUGCGAGUCACCAUACUACUCCUGCGCCUCAGCAUCUCCAGUCAUUCUCUGAAUAUGGUGGUCCCGAUGAAAUUCGUCUGGGCAAUGAUGACUUCCAAAGAGAGAGACUAGAAGCUGAGGCUAAAGGUGAUAAAUUAGUCAAUGAUCUCUACAAGGCUGUUGAACUUAAACGCUCCCUCCAAUCUCAAGAUCAAAUGAGGGAGAUUAAUGUUCAAAAAGAGGCUCUAGAACCUAAGACCAACCCUGAACCCAUCAACCAACAGGUCCCGGUUCUGAAAGAUUCACCUAAUUCUGCCCCAUCACAGAAACCCGAGAGCAUAACAACUCUCGCUAGGGCUAUUGUGGUGAUGUUACCUGAAUCUCUUCCUAGCCAAGACCCAACUAGCAUAGUUGUACAUGAGGUGGAACCAACUGAGGGACCUGACUCAGAACCACCUAUGCUUAUUCAAGAAAAGAAGGAGGAGGAAGUUUUGCCUAUGGCAAUAAACGACCAUCUCCUUAAUUGUGUUGAAGACACCCUUCUAGAGGAACCUGUUCUAGAGGAAAUAGAGCCCAUUACCUGCCCCCAAGAUACCAAUGCCAAAGAGUACUCAUCCAUGGGGGAAAGUACGGUCAUAAUCAUCAAACCACAAAUGGUUUGUCAGCCCAUUGAAGACAAGGAAGAAAUCAAUCUUGCUUUGAAGGCCAAUGAUGUGGAUCAACUGAGGAGACUUCCUCCACCCCCCACCUAUCUAGAGUCUCCUCCUUAUAUCCUGUUGCCACCAAGCCGCAGGGAUGAGUCAAGGAUCCUGGACCUUGACCGAGCAAUAACGAGGUGGUAUCAGAAGAGAGUAAAAAAGGCCAAACUUUAUGACUCUCGGAUCGGAAAGUCGCGGAAAAAGUCGUUCAGGAAGGUGGAAGAGUCCACUUCAUUCAUCUCCAUUGUUGAGCAAGAAGAAGAAGAAGAAACAAGAAGAAGCAUCAAGUUUCCAAAAUCCUGAGUGAAAAACGCAGCAGCAACUUCGUCGUCAAUUCUAUUCAUUCAAGCAAAGAAAAGAGGAAGAACUUCAACUCCAUUGGUGAAACAAGAAGAAGAAAUCAUCAUUGUUUCUUCAAAAUCCUGGCAGCAGCAAACUGUCACCUUGAACUCCCAGAGAGUAUCGUAGAGAAGACCCGACGUUGGAAGCUUGAAGUUGAUAGAGGUGUCCGUACGUUGAACGUUCGUUGAGGCGUAUACUUUAUUCCUAUCACUUCCGUCUUCAACGUUAUCAAGGUAACGAUACCGGUCAUGGAGCCCAUCCCGGAGGUCAAUGAGAGUGAAGAGAUGUACGGACUGGUGGACCACAUUUAUGAUGCCUUAAUUAAAUAAAUACCUUUUCGGGCGAGUACCCAGAAAAUGUAAAACAAUUUGAUUAUGUUUUAUAUUUAAGCUUCCGCACUGUUUCAGCAAUACUCUGAAUUUAAUAUUUGAAAUUAUCUUUUACGUUAAAGUUUAAAUUGGUUUUAAAUUAUCCUUCAAAUUAUCAUGCGUAUUUACCAUCAUGGUAACUACUCCGGCUCAAAUAAUCUAGGUAAAUGGGU